AUGCUUGUGUGGUCUGCCGUCAUCAUAAUCAACCCCCUGAGUCAGGCACCAGGGGCUUUCGGACCGACCCCAACAUCAUCUCAACUGGUAAAAGCAUGGAUGGGAUGGAUAUACCAUAUUGGAUCUAUCCCCGAACCCGUACCCCAGAUAUGGUCGGCAGCUUCAAAACAACCGCUAGUCAGCGCUGGCAGUUCCCAAGAUGGCCAACCCACUCUCGGCUUCGUCGUCAGCCUCAUCACUUAG
Messenger RNA from Penicillium lagena, 243 nucleotides. RefSeq lists its product as uncharacterized. The record is from RefSeq and is a predicted model, not a curated record. Bases 1 to 243 code for a protein of 80 amino acids. The transcript has a single exon. Lineage: Eukaryota; Fungi; Ascomycota; Eurotiomycetes; Eurotiales; Aspergillaceae.